Arabidopsis lyrata subsp. lyrata is the source of this 1939-nucleotide messenger RNA. RefSeq lists its product as uncharacterized. Gene Ontology annotation, molecular function: protein binding. Gene Ontology annotation, biological process: microtubule depolymerization. NCBI's taxonomy places the organism in Eukaryota, Viridiplantae, Streptophyta, Magnoliopsida, Brassicales, Brassicaceae. The transcript has 10 exons. Gene Ontology annotation, cellular component: katanin complex. Bases 350 to 1804 code for a protein of 484 amino acids. The record is from RefSeq and is a predicted model, not a curated record.
UUUCUUUCAUUCAUAUCUCUCUCCUCUCUUCUUCGCCAUUAGAGGAGAGAAAACACACUCUGAAAUAUAAGUUAACUCAUCCAACAAAUCCAUUUUUUAUCUUCUUCGUAAAGGCAACAACGACGUUUACUGCAAGAUACUCUUCUUCAUUCUGCAUUCUUUCUUUUCCAAUCAAUUUCAUCCCCUAAACUUGGUUUCUGAGCUGAGAUUGGCUUUCUGGGUUUUGCUGAUUGAAAUUGCUGUUGAGAUCUCAAGGUGCCUUUGCACUAGCUGGAAUUUUUCGAGGUUUUUGUCUGUUCGUGAGUAGAAGAAUUUGGAUGGUCGCCGAUGUAAGGGUUUCGUUUCCGCCAUGAACACCAAGCGCGCCUACAAGCUCCAGUAUUGUUUAGCCUUGACUUGUGUGAUUCAAAAAGAGGAAUUUGUGGCACAUUCUGCUGCUGUUAAUUGUCUUAAGAUUGGGAGGAAGUCCUCAAGGGUUCUCGUAACAGGCGGGGAAGAUCACAAGGUCAAUCUGUGGGCUAUUGGUAACCCCAACGCCAUCCUGAGUUUGUAUGGGCACUCGAGUGGGGUUGAUUCAGUAACGUUUGAUGCUUCGGAAGGCUUACUAGCAGCAGGGGCUGCUAGUGGUACAAUUAAACUUUGGGAUCUGGAGGAGGCAAAGGACACCAAUCUCAAGAUAUGGGAUAUAAGAAAGAAGGGCUGCAUCCAUACUUACAAGGGUCACACUCGAGGGGUCAAUGUACUCAGAUUCACUCCAGAUGGUCGUUGGACUGUAUCUGGAGGAAAAGAUUAUGUUGUCAAGGAUUUCAUCAAAAACCUCCUCUCUUCUGCAUCAGAGAAAAGUAUGGCUUCGGAUUCAACUGCUGCCAUUGAGAAAAUUAAGCAGAUUGUUGUCAUCAACCCGAGAUUACAUCCACGAUUGCCUUUAAGUAAGUUGGAAUAUGCUGUGUCGCAAGCAAUUGAGACCGUUGUUCCUGAGUUUGUCAAGAUGUCCGUAAGGCAUGCACUCCAGAAAACCAAAGCUCAUGUUUUGAUGGCUUAUCCCUUAGGAACGGAUGACCUUCUGAGAAAUAAUGCAGCACAUAUGAUGGCCACUUCUUUAGCUCAAAGAUAUGCCAAUGAUUUUUGCUAUGAACCUUUACGUGGAUGGAUGUUUAGCUUUCUCCAUGGUUCAUUUCAGCAGCCAGGCAUUCCAUAUGAAACUCGGUGCAGAAUUGUGGACUCUAUCAUCAGUGACAACCUUGAAUCUAUUUGCGGCGGCAUCCAAGAAAUUGCCAGAACAGAGGUAGUGCGUGAUAUUGAAGCUCAUGUUAGGUCAUGGAUUCAUUCAAACAUUGCUGAGGAGAAGAUCAUGGCCAUAAAGGAUAAUUUCAAGGCAAACAUUUCUGUGAGUGAGAUGAAGGUUCUACUCGAUUCGCAUUUUGGGUUUGUGGGAGACAAAUAUGAAGCUUUGUUGGAGGCUAUUUUCAGUGGGGUGGAGAAAGGCUUUGCAAAGGUUCUUGAGGAGAAGAAGAGCUAUUUACGUUCCGUCAUGGAACCGAUGUCCGAAGGUUUUCUUCUUCAAGCUAUAGAGAAUUAUUUCAAGAAAAGAAGCUCGGUUUCAUUCGAGGAAGAACUGCCAAUGGUGUUUGAGUGUCUUGUUAAUGAUCUUAGUCUUGUGGAGCGUGAUGAUUUAAACUCGCACAUUAAAAACUUGAAGUAUGAAACUGAAGCCACUACUUCAAUUUGGCAAUCUGUGAAGAAUCUGCUUGAGAGAAGACGUCAGGGUGUUACUGUUCAAGGUAGAUUCACAUGGAUUGGUUGACCAUGGCCAGAAUUAGUCUAAACUUGAAUCUGAAUACAUUGAAUAUUUAUUUUGCUUCUGUUUUCUUUCUAAAUGUGGUUCCAUGUAUUCAAAAAGAUUUCGUUUUCUUGCAUUAAGCAGUCAAUCUUUUAUUUU